Messenger RNA from Manihot esculenta (cassava), 6845 nucleotides. RefSeq lists its product as uncharacterized. Lineage: Eukaryota; Viridiplantae; Streptophyta; Magnoliopsida; Malpighiales; Euphorbiaceae. The transcript is spliced from 10 exons. The record is from RefSeq and is a predicted model, not a curated record. Bases 308 to 5863 code for a protein of 1851 amino acids.
AAUUUCGCACUACAUUUCGAUCGCUUUAUCUCUCUACCUGGCUCAGAACAAAGAGAAGGCUUAUAUCCAUAUCUCUGUCUACAUCUCUCGAUUCAAGCCCUUAAUUAGUUAACAAAUUCAGAGGCACAGAAGAUCGGUUCAAAGCUCAAACGGCGGCCGUCAGAGCGAAAUUUCUUGACCUAUGCAGAUUAAGAUUUUGAAUGACUUGCACAUGAUGAUUGGAGUGACACUUAAAUGAGAAGAAAGGAGCUAUUAAUUUUCCUGUCACAAAAGUUUAGCUGCUGAAAAUUUGUGUGGUGGGUUAUCUAUGCCUGGCAACGAAGUUGGAGAUAGGAUCCAUAAUUUCUUUGGCCAGGAGAACUUGUCUCAGGGCCAGCACCAAUCAGAGGUUGUUGAAGGGGUCUGGCCUGCACUAGGUAACAAUCUGUGGGCUGGUAGUCAAAGACAGAUUGGCACGCCUUUUAUUUCUAACUUGAAGAAUCACUCUGUACCACAAUCAGCUGAUUCUGAGAGAGGACAUGGGGAACAGUCAUCAAAUGUGCAGCAUGGUGUGAAUUUUUCUCAAUCAAUUCUGAGGACUGAGUUUGCUAGAAACCAAUCUCAAAACCAACAACCAACAUUGAAUGGGUACAUGCAUGGGAAUCAGGCUUUCCACACAAGGCAGAAUGAUGCAAACUUUUUGGGAAUGGAUACAGAACCUGAUCGACAUAAUUUAACGUCAAGAGGCUUUUCAAUUCUUGAUGUGCCUUUAGGAAGUGCCCCUGAACUUCAGAGAAAUUCAGUAAGGAUGGAGUUUAAUGAAUCCCCUGUUAAUUAUGAUUUUUUGGGAGGGCAACAGCAAAUGAGCAGCCAUCAUCCUGGCAUGUUGCAAUCUUUGCCAAGGCAGCAGUCAGGGAUUAGAGAUAUACAGCUACUACAACAAGAAGUCAUGCUCAAGCAAGUGCAAGAAAUUCAGAGGCAGCAACAGCAUCAGAAACAACAAUUACAACAGCAAGAAGUAAGGCAUAUGAAUUCUGUAAAUCAGGUUUCCCCUUUUGCGAAACAGGCAGCUUGCAGUCAUCCAUUGACUAUGCUCAAUGGCAUUCCUAUACAUGAUGCAUCUAAUUAUUCGUGGCAGCCUGAGCUUAUGGCAGGUAAUACAAAUUGGCUACAGCAGCGUGGUAUGUCUCCAGCAAUGCAAGGAUCCUCUAGUGGGCUUAUGUUUUCCCCUGAGCAUGGCCAGGCAUCACGCUUGACGGGAAUGAUUCCUCAGCAGGUUGAUCAAUCUCUUUAUGGUGUUCCUAUCUCUGGAAUGAGAAUUUCCCAAAGCCAAUACUCUCCUGUCCAAAUGGAUAUGUCUACAGUACAGCAGAUAUCAGACAGCAGUAAUUCCUUUUCAGGUAAUCAAUAUGCUGGGUUCCAAGUCCAUACUAGCAUGCUAGAUGGUACUUUGGCUUCUAGGCAGGGAUUAGGGACUGCUGAUAGCCAAGGCUUGGAUGGUGGAAUUAAUUUGGAAAACAUGCAGCAAUUAGAUCCUCAUCAAAGCAGUGGGCCUGGGCAUGAUUUUCAUAGGAGACAAGAUCUAGGUGGUCUAUCUGAAACAUCACUGGAGAAAACAGUAAUGGAGGUUACUCCUUCAAAGAAUGUGGCUACCCUAGACCCAACUGAGGAAAGGAUUUUGUUUGGUUCAGAUGAUAAUUUGUGGGAAGCUUUUGGCAGAGGUACGAAUGUAGGAUCAGGAGGGGUUAAUAUGUUGGAUGGCACUGACUUUCUCUCUGCAUUUCCUUCUGUGCAAAGUGGGAGUUGGAGUGCUCUCAUGCAGUCUGCUGUAGCAGAAACAUCAAGUGCUGAUAUAGGUCUGCAAGAGAGAGGUCUGACUUUCCGUGUUAGUGAGCCUUCACUUGAGAACCAACGGGCCCCAAUUGUGAAUGAUAGUGGCAAACAACAAUCUUCUGGAAUUGACAACAGAUUGCAGGCUGCCUCUAUGCCAAAUGCUAGACCCUAUGGUAUGUGUGAUGGCACAAACUCGAGUAUCAACUAUAAUAAUCUGCCAGGUGUCAAGCAAUCUGGAGUGAAUACCUUGCAUGAACAGAGUGAGAGGCUGCAUGCUGGUUCUUCUGAAAGGCUUGUUCAGUCUUUUUCUGGAGAGGGAUCCAAAUGGUUGGAUCAAAAUCCUUUCCAAAAGCCAGUUUCUGAAGGCAGCCAUAAUUAUGGCAAGGGUGCUCAGGCCUCAGAUAUAGAAACAAAUUCAAAGAGCAUUUUGGGUUCUUGGACAAAUGAACAGAGCAUAUCCUCUUAUAACACUGGUACCCAGCCAGGCAGUAGACUGCAUGGUUGGAAGUUAGUUGAUUCUGUGCCCCCAGGCACAGGUGCUGUUUUGAAGAACCAGGGUAAUGAGAAUGCAUUGCAAGCUUCUCAGAGUAAUGGGCUUAAGACUGCAAUGUUUGAGGUAAUGGGCUAUGGUGCUGGUACAUGGAAGACUGAUUGUGCUUCUAAUCCAAGUUUUGAAUUGGAGCGUUCAAAAUCCACCACUGGAAGCCCACAGGUCAAUAGAGAAGAUUCUGACCUGAAUAACGUUGCUGCAUUGCCUGAUUCAAGCACUCUAAGGGCUAACCAGGAAAGCAGCCAGCAGCUUCCCAACGGUAAUAAUAUUGAUAUCUGGAAUAAUGUUGCUUCUUCAGUCAACACUGAAGGGCGGGGCUUUUUAAGAAAAUACCAACCUUCUAUGGAUAAGAGGCAUAAAACUUUGGAGUCAUCAGGACAUAAUAGUUUUGGCAAUGGUGCUGUUGAAACUCAUGAUUAUCCUGAUACAAAAGAAAGCAAAAGUGAUACCUUCCACAAUGUAUCCCAUCAUACUUCUACAAACAGUGCUAGAGGAAAUACUUGGCUAGAUGCCAAUGGUUCACCUGCCCCAUCUGGAGGAAAACUAAAGUCAUCUAUGCAUAUUGGCCGUAAGCCUUCAGGAGUCCGUAAAUUUCAGUAUCAUCCCAUGGGGGAUCUGGAUGAUGAUGUUGAACCUUCUUAUGGAACAAAACCUGUCACACAUCCACAUUCCAUGCUGAUGCAGAUUCCUCCAGGGUUAAAAGGUCAUGAUCAGGAGGAUAAUGAGAAAUCAAAACUUUCUACUCAGAUAUCUAGAAGUUCCACAGAAUUUGAAAAGCUUCAUUUUCUGGGUCAAGGAGAAACAAACAACUUAGACGGGAUUAAUAUCAAGAACUCAGUUCCAGGUUCUGCACCCAGUACUUCUACUUCCUUUGACAGAGCUGUUUACAAUCACACAAGCAGCAAGGCAACACCCUCAAGUCAAAAUAUGCUUGAGCUUCUUCAUAAGGUGGACCAAUCAAGGGAGCAUGGAAAUGCAACACACUUCAGCUCUUCUAACUGCAAUCAGUCUUCUGAGUUGCAUGAUUUAAAAAAUUCUGAUAGAUUGGUUCACCUCCAACAAAAUCAGGCUUCGACUUCUCAAGGUUUUGGUUUACAACUUGCUCCCCCAUCUCAAUCCAUGCCUAGUCAAGACCAUGACCUAUCUUCUCAGACAAAUAACUCCCUCAGCUCAACUUGUGUCCCUUCUGAAGUAGGGGAGAAGAAUCAUAAAUGGUUGGCUUCCACCACAUCUGUUCAAGGUUUGCCUAUUUCUUGUGAAACGUCUCAAGAAGAAUUGAGAAAUAAUAUACAUGGUAUCUCAGGAUAUACUGGCAAGAAUGCCCAGGGUAAUUUUUGUACUGCUCUUUCCCCUGGAUUUCCUUAUUCAAGAAGUCAUAGUCAAAAUCCGCACAUGCGUGAGGUGGGCUCACGGGCAACCACCACUCAAUCUGGCAAUGCAUAUUUUGAUAGGUUUGCAUCUCAGUCUAAACAGGCAUCUGAGUCUUUUGAACGAGUUCGAAGUGGUCAGGCAGCACUAGCAUCUUUGCCAGACAUGUCUAGAAUUACUUCACAUAAUGACGUUAAUUCCUCUGAUGAGAUGCAUAAGUUCAGCAAUAACAACCAUUAUGAUGCAAAAGAUUGUGCCCAACAAUUUCCGGUUUUGGAAGCUGUACCAGCUGCUCAGGGUUCUAAUAGAUCUGGCAAAUCACAGGAGUAUGCUUCUGCAAAAAUGUCCGCUCCUGUAUGGACCAGCGUUUCAACACAGCAACCUUCAUUUCGUAUGCAGGAUUUUAAGUCUUCAUCUGAUAUGCUUAAAUCCAAUAUUCAAUUAAAUAAUGAAUCAGAAGCAACUUCCUCUAUACCGCAGAAGCUAGAAGGUCAUGGGGUACAGAUGGUAAAGAAGGAUCCGUCUGAAUCUGUUGCAUGUCCCAUUAGUUCACAUGGUUUUGUUGGGAAAGAGCAAGCAGCAAAGGGCGACCUAGGACAGCAAGUUUCACCUGAUAAUGACCAUGCUCAGAAGACAACUUCUGUCUUAGAAGGGAAAGAAUCUGUUGCAGAUUGUCUUACUGGCACUUCUCUUGUAAACCCUGCUAGUACCCAAAGAGAGAUUGAAGCAUUUGGCAGAUCAUUAAGGCCUAAUAAUGUUUUGCAAGAGAAUUACUCCUUAAUGCAUCAAGUGAAGGGCAUGAAAAAUGCAGAGGUGGAUCCAGACAAUACGAGUUUGAAGAGAUUUAAAGGUCCUGAUGGUGCUAUGGAUGCUUGGCAAGUAGGCCUCAUGGGUGGACAGCAGAUCCAUGGUCACAAUAAUAUGGUCAGAGAUACAUCAACUAAUUGUGCUUCAAGUCCUGCUGGAGAUGCUAAGGUGCUAAGCUUUUCACCGAGACCAACAGAUGUUGGGGAUGCAACUGCCCCUUCUCAGGAUGCACUUGGAUUUGGUCAAAAUGAUUCUCAGAAUUUUGCUAAUAGCAGUGCAGUUUUGGUGCAAACUGAACGUUCUCAGAUCAGUCCCCAGAUGGCCCCGUCCUGGUUUGAUCAGUAUGGCGCUUUUAAAAAUGGGCAGAUGUUACCUGAUGCACGGAAAGCUGUCACCAUAACUAGUAGCGAACUUCCUUUCACUGUUGGAAGGCCUUCCAAUAGUUUGCAUGCUCAUGGCCCAGUGGAGCAAGAAAAUGUGAUUGCUGUUGAUGCUAGUCAGCAUGGUCUUCUCCAAAAGGGUUCAUCCCUCUCACCACUAGCAUGUGAAAAUCUCUCUUCCCCUCAGUUGAUGCAUCCUGAUGCUGUUGAUGUGAGCUUGGCUGCUGUUAGACCAAAGAAGCGUAAAACUGCUACAUCAGAACUUGUACCAUGGAAUAAACAAGUAGUGCAUGGCCUUCAAAGGCUUCAGACCAUCAGUUCGGCAGAAGUGGCCUGGGCUCUUGCUGCAAACAGGUUGACUGAGAAGUUGGAAGAUGAAACUGAAAUGGUAGAGGACAGACCACCAGGGUUUAGAAAGAGGAGGCUUAUAUUAACAACACAGCUUAUGCAGCUGCUGUUUCAGCCCCCUUUGGCAUCAGUUCUGUCUGCAGAUGCUAUAUCACAUUAUGAGAGUGUUGUACACUUGCUUGCUCGAUCAAUCCUGGGAGAUGCCUGCAGCACGCUCACUUGUGCUGGAAGCGAAACUCCUGUGCCUUCCAGCAAUGGAAAUCUCCGACCCGAGAAGCUCAAAACAUCUGAGAGUAUCAGCAACCAGUACUUCUCAAAAAUUGUGGAAGACCUGAUCAGUAGAGCAAGGAAGCUAGAAAAUGACAUCUUGAGAUUGGAUAAGAGAGCAUCGGUUCUAGACCUGAGAGUGGAAUGCCAAGAGUUAGAGAAGUAUUCUGUUAUCAACCGUUUUGCCAAGUUCCAUGGCCGGGGCCAAGCUGAUGGGUCUGAGACCUCAUCAUCCUCUGAUGCACUUCAGAAACCCUGCCUCCAAAGAUAUGUUACUGCACUUCCAAUGCCUAGGAGUCUCCCUGACAGGGUACAAUGUUUUCCACUUUGAUCAUUAAUUUAUUGAUUCUUAUCUCUCUUGGCCAGUUAUCUCCACAUCCAUCAUGCUUAUCUGAUUUGCUACCAACUCGUAUAGUAGCACUUUCUUACUGUGGAACCACACAGAUGAGAUUGUAGGAGGCUUGGAUGCUAGUUUGUCUCCUUAAAAGCAAUGGAGGCUCUUAGAUCUGUUCAACCUAGGCCAUUGAUACGUAUUCAUUCUUGAGAGAUUAAUCUGGUCUUGUAUACUUCAUUGAAUGAUUAGAGGAAAAUGGGGUUCCCCACUGUUUUUUUUUCGGUAAAUGGGGGACAACGGAUGGCAGGUCUGUCUUAGUAAUGAUAUUCACACACAGCUAAAAAUUCAUUAAGUGUUUGCUUACGAGGCUUCCAAUCAUGGAUUUCUAUGUGUGAUAUGGGUCAUGGAUUUGUAUCUGUGAUAGGGUUUUACCUUCUUCCCUUCCUUUCUGGAAGAAGAAAAGAAAAAAAAAGAGGGGAUAGGGCAUAGAGGGGGUGGGGGUGGGAUUAUUGGGAGAGGGGCAGUGAAUUUCAAAGCCCAAAGUCUUGGCUUUAGUGCAAUAAUGAUGUUUGCUUAGAUUUGGCCAUUCCAUUAUUUUGUACAAACUGGUUGAAUUUUUCACAGGUAUCUGUGGGAUUUCUUUAUCCAAGAAAUUGAAAAAAAUGUAAAGAUGCUGAAGUUGACAAAAUACGGUCCAGAUAAAAAAAGUUUCCAUAUUUGGUUUUCCAACAUCUUACUCUGUUAUCCUUCUCUCCUUCUCUUCCUCAUCAUCUUCUUUUUUGGAUAUAACUUAAUUUUUGGUCAGUGGAUUCAGCUACGAGAUCAGUUGGGCUUAUGGCAGUGUUAGUAUUUUUCAUUUUCGAUAUUUGUAUUUCAAAGGCAAAAAAGUGCCCCAGUGCUUUAUAGUCGCAGAGAAUUAAAUUGUUAAUGAUAUACUUAGACUUCCUGGUAUAGAAAGUGACCAAAAUUUUCUUUCUUA